CUGAACUCGCAAACAAGGCCUUCGUGAAGGGAAAGCUUUUUGUCCCAAAAUCCUUACUUGAGUUAAUUGAAUCGUUGAAAAACCACAAGCCCUUUUGGGCUGGUCUACAAAUCCCUUCCAAGUAUUAACAUUUAUCAAGGGAGAAAUCAAAAUGCUGAGAUUUGGAAGAGUUCUUUUUAAAGAAGCAGGAACUGGGAUUAGCAAGACUCUGUCAGAAAUACUUGUAUGCCCACUUUCCAAACAACCAUUAAGAGUAUGUGAAAAAACGAACUCUUUGAUCAGUGACUCAAUCGGUGUUUCUUAUCCGGUAGUGGAUGGAAUUCCUCGUCUUGUACCAAGCAAUGGCAAAAUUAUUGACGAUGAGGAAGCCUCGAAUAGCAAUUCUGCAGUUGAUCCGGACGCUGUGAAAAAUGACCAUCAAAGAUGUAGUUCGUAGGAUUGUGAAGUGAGGAAGGAUAGGAGGUAUUGACCGUGAAAUAUGUAGAUGUGAUGGAAAAGUAUGCAAGAGAAACAAAUUUUAGCCGAAUUGCAUUCUUAUUUUUUUGAUAUCCAGCCUCAUAUCCAAUAUUUCGUUGGAUUUUAUUACUCAAUUGUAGUUGCGCAGGCUUUCCUAGUUCAUUCAGGUUGAAUUUUGUUCUUGAAUAUUACAGAGCUUUGUGACUUCAUAAGAAACUAUGUACUCUGGCAUCUACUGUUUUCUUGGUUAAAAGCAUGGAAUAAUUGUUGUAUGUUGAA
Messenger RNA from Coffea eugenioides, 735 nucleotides. Its product is annotated as protein preY, mitochondrial. The record is from RefSeq and is a predicted model, not a curated record. The transcript has 3 exons. The coding region runs from base 152 to 436 and encodes 94 amino acids. NCBI's taxonomy places the organism in Eukaryota, Viridiplantae, Streptophyta, Magnoliopsida, Gentianales, Rubiaceae.